GAGGCGGUCAAAUAGUCGAUCCGUGACACCCAUCGAGUCCUUUUGGACUGAGGACGUACUGGUUUUUUAAUUGUGAUAUUGGUGACAAACUAGAUGAAGGGAGAGCUCAACUAAAGGCAUUUUAGUGAUGUGCAGUUACCACAGCUAAGCAAGGAAAAUAAAGCUACUUUGAAGGAAAAACAAACUACCUAUUACGUUGAUAACGAUUCAUUUCUAAGAUGUCUUACGCAACGGAGAAUGUGGUGCAGUCUACGACAUGGGCCGCCACCAGCCUGUUCUACAUGCUAAUGGUGCCGGCGCUGGUGCUGUGGUACGCCUACUGGAGGAUGUCGAGGCGGCAUAUGUAUGAGUUGGCUGAGAAACUUGAGGGACCAGCUGGUUUGCCACUCUUGGGGAAUGCCUUGGAAUUCACGGGCGGCUCUGCUGAUAUCUUCCGAAACUUGGUAACCAAGAGCGAGCCGUAUGACAAAGAGGCAGUGGUGAAGAUCUGGAUCGGCCCCCGACUGCUGGUGUUCCUCUACGACCCUCGCGAUGUGGAGCUGAUCCUCAGCAGCCACGUACACAUUGACAAGGCGGACGAGUAUCGGUUCUUCAAGCCUUGGCUUGGUAACGGACUCCUUAUUAGUACAGGUCAAAAAUGGCGAUCACAUCGCAAACUGAUCGCUCCCACAUUCCACUUGAACGUCCUCAAGAGCUUCAUCGAUCUCUUCAACGCCAACUCGAGGGCUGUCGUGGACAAAAUGAAGAAAGAAGCCGGCGUAUUCGAUUGCCACGAUUACAUGAGCGAGUGCACGGUUGAGAUAUUGUUAGAGACCGCCAUGGGUGUCAGCAAAAGUACUCAGGACCAAAGUGGAUUCGAAUACGCGAUGGCUGUUAUGAAAAUGUGUGACAUUCUGCACUUGAGACAUACCAAGAUUUGGCUAAGACCCGAAAUGAUAUUCAAUUUUACUAAAUACGCGAAGAGUCAAACGAAGCUUCUUGAUAUCAUUCAUGGAUUGACUAAAAAGGUCAUCAAGAGGAAGAAGGAAGAAUUCCAAUCAGGCAAAAAACCUUCCGUAUUAAAUGAAACCACGGAAGUGAAAAAAACAGUCAACGAAAACAGCGAACCUGCAGCCAAAACUACGUCCGUGGAAGGUCUGUCAUUUGGACAAUCAUCAGGAUUGAAAGACGAUCUGGAUGUAGAUGAUAACGAUGUAGGUGAAAAGAAACGUUUGGCCUUCCUCGACCUUCUUCUGGAAAGUUCUCAGAGCGGUGUUGUGAUUUCUGAUGAAGAAAUUAAAGAACAAGUUGACACUAUUAUGUUUGAGGGUCAUGACACAACAGCAGCUGGAAGUAGUUUCUUCCUUUCUAUGAUGGGAAUCCAUCAACAUAUCCAAGACAAAGUUAUUGAAGAAUUAGAUCAGAUUUUCGGUGACUCUGAUCGCCCCGCCACAUUCCAAGACACAUUGGAGAUGAAGUAUCUUGAGAGAUGCCUGAUGGAGACGCUUAGGAUGUACCCUCCAGUACCUAUUAUUGCUCGACAUCUCAAACAAGAUGUUGUUCUUCCGUCCAACGGGAAGAAAGUGCCAGCCGGCACCACGAUCAUUAUCGCGACGAUAAAGCUCCACCGCCGGCCGGACAUUUACCCAAACCCCGACAAGUUCGACCCGGACAACUUCCUGCCAGAACGCUCAGCUAACCGCCAUUACUACGCCUUCGUGCCCUUCUCUGCUGGGCCUAGGAGUUGUGUCGGACGUAAAUACGCCAUGUUGAAGUUGAAGAUCAUCCUGUCCACUAUUCUAAGGAACUUCCGAGUCCAUUCGGAUCUCAAGGAAGAAGACUUCAAGCUACAAGCAGACAUUAUCCUCAAGAGAGCGGAAGGUUUCAAAGUUCGGUUGACGCCCCGCAAAAGGAUAACCAAAGCAUGCUAAAUAAUUUUAAAGAAGCGCAUUAAAGGUCAGCUCGAUCUUCACCAUUUACAGUGUUCGAAGAGUUCACUAGGGUGACGUAACUUAUUUUUUUAGUCAGAGGUGAAAUUGGACACUUUUUGUUUAGUUAUUACGAUUACUUCGAUAACAAAAUUGUAUAACAAUGGUAAUAUCAUCAAGUCAACACUUCGACAAAGCUAAUUUUGUAGUAAGCUUUAUUUUAAAAUAUGCUUAAGGUCAAUGCGCUAUCUUGUAACUUUAGCAAUAAAAUUUACUUAGUUCUAAUUCAUCACUCGCAGAUACGUACAGUGUUUUCUUCUUCAUAGCAAAGUAGGUAUCUCGUUUUUGUGAUAGAUACCAGUACUGACUAAGUUAUUUUAGAUCAUUUUCGAGAUCAAAUUAGUAAUAUACGAGAGAAAAUACACGGGGUUACUUGGUGUAAGGAUUGCUCAAAAAUGGUUACUUUGGUAUUUAAUGUGUAAAUAAGUAGUUAUGUUUUUAGGUUAAAAUAAAUUAAUAAACACCGUUA
Messenger RNA from Plodia interpunctella (Indianmeal moth), 2436 nucleotides. It is a transcript of the gene Cyp4g15, whose product is annotated as cytochrome P450 4g15. Lineage: Eukaryota; Metazoa; Arthropoda; Insecta; Lepidoptera; Pyralidae. The coding region runs from base 219 to 1910 and encodes 563 amino acids. The transcript has 10 exons. Gene Ontology annotation, molecular function: heme binding; oxidoreductase activity, acting on paired donors, with incorporation or reduction of molecular oxygen; monooxygenase activity. The record is from RefSeq and is a predicted model, not a curated record.